Ipomoea triloba (trilobed morning glory) is the source of this 1735-nucleotide messenger RNA. RefSeq lists its product as uncharacterized. The coding region runs from base 658 to 1395 and encodes 245 amino acids. The record is from RefSeq and is a predicted model, not a curated record. The transcript is spliced from 3 exons. NCBI's taxonomy places the organism in Eukaryota, Viridiplantae, Streptophyta, Magnoliopsida, Solanales, Convolvulaceae.
UAAUCUUCAAGAUUUCCUAACCUGCAAAGGCCCAAAGCAAACCAAACAUCAGAGGUUAGGGUUUCUGUCACUUUUCCCCAAUUCUCUGUUUUCUCCCCACUUUACAGUUGGAGAAUAGAAGGAUUUUAGGUUUUGAUUUCGAGUGACGCAUCGCUUUAAUGGGUCGACGUCGGCUAAUCAAAACCACCGUAGCAGAUGCAAGUAGGGAUUUAAUAAGUCCUUUGCCGGUAGAGAUAAAGCACAGAAUUUUGGAGUGUUUGCCCACCCGAGAUGCUACCAGAACUGCUCUACUUUCAACCCACUGGAAUGAUGUUUGGUUGCAGCAUGUGAGGCUUGCGUUCGAUUGGGAAUUCUCAUAUAGUGUCGAACAGGGCCACUAUGAUAAAGGCAAAACUCUCGUUGACAUAAUAAAUAAUAUUCUCCUUUCCCGUGCUGGACCGGUUAAGAAAUUUACUCUACAUAUUGAUGAAGAUUAUUAUAGGCAGUCUGAUUUAGAUAGUUGGUGUCUUUUUCUAUCAAGAAAUGGUGUGGAGGAGCUUAUCAUAAAAUUUUUUAAUACUGGAGAGGAUGAAUAUAAGCUGCCAUUUUGUAUACUGUCGUGCCGGACAAUUAAGCAACUGAGUGUCGAAGGUCCCUUUAUUGAUUUGCCGGUAAAUAAUGUUGGUGGUAUAUUUUCGAAUGUCACUUCAUUAUUUUUCUCAGAGUGUUGAAUUUAGGCCCACUGUUAAUGGAACUGCCUCUAGCAUUAGUAUUCCUAACCUUGAGAAGCUGGCUUUCUUUAAUUGUGGAGGGAUCAGUAAAUUUGAGAUCAGCGCUUCAAAACUUGAAUGGUUGUCUGUUCGUUAUUCUAUGCGUGAUGUGGUUGAAUCAAGAUGGUUGGCACCACAUUUGAAAGCAAUUAAGAGCCUUUGGUUGUGUGGCUCUUCCUUGUUGUAUGUGGACGCAUCUUUGUUUGCAACUGCAAUAAAUCUCCAAGUACUGGGGUUGUAUUACUUAAGUUUAGGUUGUGGGAAGCAGCUCACCGCGGCUAUGAAAUUGCUUCAAAAAUACCCCAACCUAUGUGAACUGGGAAUUGAUCAGGAUUUAUGCAAACGUGAUGAAGAAGCAGCUUUAAGACUUUUGGAGGAUACAGAUGGUUGCUUUAUUGUUCAGGAUCUAAAGAUGCUUAACACAAUCAAGAUUGAAUCAUUUAGGGGAUCCACAGUCGAAAUGCUUUUUGUAAAAAUGCUGCUCUCAAAAUCUCCGGCACUAGAGAAAGUUAUUCUUAUGGUCAUGGAAUCUCGUGAUAUUGACACAAGGGAGUUGUUGCGUUUUCCUCGUGCAUCUCCAAAAGCCAAAAUUAUUUGCAUGGAACACGAUGGCUCCAUGUUUGGUUGUGCCAUGGGCGAAAUGUGAUCAAUGGGGAUUUGUUAAGAGUGUGCCAAAAGAUGCAAAGGUGAUAAAAGCGUAGCUUUGGUGAACAUGAUAAAUGAUGUUGGAUCUUUUGUGCCAUGCCGGCAGCCGUGUUAAGAAAUUUACUCUAUGCACUCCCUGUGGAGUAAGGAACUGAUUCUAUUGGCAAUUACGAUUUCUUUUUUCUUAAUAUCGUCAUGGUUGUACUUAAUUUUCAUUUCAUGUUGAGUUGUAGACAUUUUUAUAUGUUGAGAUAAGACUUUCGGAGGAUCUUAUUGAUUAGGAUCCAAAAAGUCUUAACACAUUGAUGAUUGAGUUGAUUUAGGAAAUAAACAUUCAAAAA